Macadamia integrifolia is the source of this 1086-nucleotide messenger RNA. RefSeq lists its product as uncharacterized. Lineage: Eukaryota; Viridiplantae; Streptophyta; Magnoliopsida; Proteales; Proteaceae. The record is from RefSeq and is a predicted model, not a curated record. The transcript has 2 exons. Bases 1 to 1086 code for a protein of 361 amino acids. Gene Ontology annotation, molecular function: nucleotide binding.
AUGGCAGAAACUUCAAUCCGAUUCGGAAUUCUUGGCUGCGCAGGUAUAGCGUGGAAGGUAUCGAGAGCCAUAACCUUCUCUCCCAAUUCAACACUCUACGCCGUCGGGAGCCGUUCUCUAGACAAGGCCGAGAAAUUCGCCGCCGACAAUGGUUUCCCUCCGACAGCGAAGUUUUACGACAGCUACGAAGCCGUACACGAUGACCCAGAAGUGGACGCUGUGUACGUGCCACUUCCCACUAGCUUACACGUGAAGUGGGCCGUGCUGGCCGCAGAGAAGAAGAAGCACUUGCUGCUGGAGAAGCCAGUGUCAUUGAACGUGGCCGAGUUUGAUCAGAUCAUCGAGGCCUGUGAGGCCAAUGGUGUUCAGUUCAUGGACGGAACCAUGUGGAUGCACCACCCUAGAACUGCCAAGAUGAAAGAGUUCCUCUCUGAUUCGCAGUGUUUUGGUCAGCUCGAGACGAUUCACAGCAUCUUUACAUUUUCUGGUGAUGAAGAUUUUCUCAAGAAUGAUAUCCGGGUAAAGCCAGAUCUUGAUGGCCUUGGGGCUCUUGGUGAUCUUGGCUGGUACUGCAUCAGGGCCAUAUUGUGGGCUGUUGACUAUGAACUGCCCAAGACAGUGACUUCCCUCCGUGGAGCUAUUCUUAAUGAAGCAGGAGUGAUCUUGGCUUGUGGGUCUUCUUUGCAAUGGGAGGAUGGGAAAACAGUAACUUUCCACUGCUCAUUCCUUUCGAAUUUGACCAUGGAUUUAACUUUGGUCGGAACCAAAGGAACAGUACAUGUUCAUGAUUUUGUUAACCCUUGUGAUGAGAAAACUUCUUUGUUUUCCACAGCUUCUAAGACUGGAUUUACGGAUUUCGCCACAGGUUGGGAUCCAUUGCCUUCUAAGAGUGUGGUCGCAACAGAUCUGCUUCCUCAAGAUGCCUGCAUGGUGAAGGAGGUUUCAAGGUUGGUGGAAAGUAUAAAAGAGGGUGGUUCCAAACCAGAGAGUAUGUGGCCCAGCAUCAGCAGGAAGACACAACUGGUUCUAGAUGCAGUUAAGGAAUCCAUUGAGAAAGGUUUCGAACCAGUCCAGGUUGGGGGUUAA